AUGUGCAAAGAACUCAAGUCAAAGUUUACCGGCUGCGAUUGCAAACCGGCCUCAGAAGUGGAACAAUGCGGACGUGUAGAAUGGUCAGGAGCCGAAUGCGAACUGUUGGAUGAUCCUAUUGUGAUUGAAGAUGACGGAAAAUGCUUCGAUUGUCAAGAGAUGGACAGGCAGAAUGCCCUCAACGCGGAACAGGAAGAGGGGGAGCGGGUCCUCGAGCUAUCACGACUACAAUUGGAGGAGGAUAACAAGCGUCGUGCUGCUCGCAAUACUGGUCAGCUCUCAGACGACGACGACGAGCUGCAAGUGGUCCUCAAGGCAUCGGAAGAAGAGUCCCGGAAUCCUGGAGAACCUCGCGAUGAAUUUGAUGAUGAUGAACUCCAUGCCGCCAUUCAGGCGUCAAUGGAAGAGACUCAAAAAGCUCUCACUGACUCGGACGACGAGGAACUAGCCCAGAUUAUGAAGUUGAGUAUGGAAGAGACCCAAAAGCCUCAUAAUGACUCGGACGGCGAGGAUCUCGCCCAGAUUAUCAAGCUGAGUAUGGAAUCGACUGCCGAGGACGAAGAAAGACGGAAACAGGCUCAGGCAAGUGUCGGAAAAUACCGACUCCAUAUGAAAUACCACGGCUGUGGGUGUGAGGCCGACGUGGGAGAGACGGACAUCGAGCACGACCGCGAAGCAGAGGGAUUGCCAUAUCUUGUCGAGGAUAUCGAUGGACAGUGUCCCAACUGCGGCGGCGAGUCGAGCACUGCGGUUCAAUUGCCCGCCGAGGGCAGGCUCCCUGGAUACUCAGAACCCGACGUUCCUGCAUAUUCUACUGCCGAACCGAGGUGUGAUGGCCUGCUGAGUGAUGUCAGAGACGAUGACUGGCGGUUUGGCAAUGGUCCGGCGAGGGAUCAGGAGACGUCCUAUGGCAGCGAUCACGGAAUUGAGGAUGUUUUUGACAGUAUGAUUCGUAGCCAGCCGCCCGUGCCGAUUUCGACCGAGCCGUCGGCACGGACCGUUCAUGAUGAUCCAGGAGGCGACCUGCAGCAAAACCGUAAAAAUCUCCAAGACCCUACAAUAUGGCACCCCGACCACCCGGAGGAGCUGGUUGACCGUCCGUUGGUGAUCAUCCCCGAUGAGGACGAUGAAGAAGGUUACAUGGAAGGAGGUAACAAAGAAGAGUAUCGCAAAGAACAAAUGCUAGUUGACAAUAGCGGCGCAAAACGAGGUGAAAUUGCUGACCGUGAGUCUAGGCUUCGGAAGUUACAAAUGAAAGUGCACGAAGUGUAUGGAAAGCAUCCCGACCAACCGGAUGAAGAUGAGAAUGACCUUCCUCCUCCCGGCUAUGCGACAUAUAUCGACCUCAACCAGUGUUUGGAGCAGGCAAAGAAUGAGCUAGGUAUUAUUGAGGAAGAUGGCGAGGAGAAAUACUACUGAUGGUGGUGGCCAGCCAUCCGUUGGACGCAUGGGAUGGGAGGGAUAGGAAAACCUGACGCAUGAUCCUGCAAUGGCAGUCUGACCAUUCGGGAAUUCAGUGAAGCACUUGCUAAUGGAUUAGCACUGAUGUACCUUCUGACACAUUGAAUGACCUUCGUUUCAAGUUGGAGUGCCGCAGCCUAUGGCCUUUCCCAUCUAUAGUCAACUGCUCCUGAGAUGGUACAUUGCAUCGCCUGCAUGUUGACUUUGCAACCAAUA
Eremomyces bilateralis CBS 781.70 is the source of this 1677-nucleotide messenger RNA. RefSeq lists its product as uncharacterized. The record is from RefSeq and is a predicted model, not a curated record. Lineage: Eukaryota; Fungi; Ascomycota; Dothideomycetes; Eremomycetales; Eremomycetaceae. The transcript has a single exon. The coding region runs from base 1 to 1419 and encodes 472 amino acids.